Molecule: messenger RNA, 3948 nt
Organism: Bolinopsis microptera
Lineage: Eukaryota; Metazoa; Ctenophora; Tentaculata; Lobata; Bolinopsidae
Product: endoplasmic reticulum transmembrane helix translocase-like
Exons: 20
Coding region: 37-3435 (1132 amino acids)
Biological process (GO): transmembrane transport; intracellular calcium ion homeostasis
Cellular component (GO): endoplasmic reticulum membrane
Molecular function (GO): ATP hydrolysis activity; ATP binding; ATPase-coupled monoatomic cation transmembrane transporter activity
Source: RefSeq, a predicted model, not a curated record
UCCAUUGUGCAAUAUUGAAAACCAUUCAAUUUAGGUAUGGGAACAACAGUAAGUGAUGACGUUCAGAAGAUAACAUUUCAUAAUCAUCGCCCACUACUGUCGCAUUUUUAUGUUGGACCAUUCUUGUUUCUUUACACUCUCUGGGCUGCUUUUGCAUUUCAGACUGAACAUUCCAUUGAGGUUAUAUCCAUAGCUCUUGCAGCAUGUGGCAUAUUACACGUACUUUGUGGAUUAUUUUGCGUAUGGAGUGUGGAAUGGAAGACGUUGUGUAUGUACUCAACAAUACCUGAUGCUCUUAAUGCUACUUUAGCUAAAGUUGUUCCUACUAAAAACAAUGGCAGCACUGUACUUUGUCCUAUAAACAAACGAUCAAAGAGUGAUGGGUCUGAAGAGUUGUGGAUUGAUUUUCAGCAAACUAAGUACCAUUGUUUGGAUGGAAAAUUCUUUCAUCCAGUUCCCUUUCCUGUGAAUUCUCCACUGCAGGAUUACAUAGGCACAAAAGGGCUUGGGAGUGAUCAAAUAAAAGAGGCUGAAACGACAUGGGGUUCCAAUGAGAUGAGGAUAGUUCUUCCUACCUUCCAAGAAUUAUUUGUAGAGAGAGCCACAGCUCCAUUCUUUGUCUUCCAAGUGUUCUGUGUUGGACUUUGGUGCUUGGAUGAGUAUUGGUAUUAUUCUCUGUUUACUCUUGGUAUGUUGGCUAUGUUUGAAGCUACAGUUGUAAAACAACAAAUGAAAAGCAUGUCAGAAAUCAAGAAAAUGACACAGGAGCCCUACAUUAUGAACGUGUACAGAAACAAGAGGUGGGAGAAGGUAAAGUCGAACCAGCUGUACCCUGGUGACCUUGUCUCUCUGACACGCCGUAGUGAGACAGUCCCUGCUGAUCUGCUACUCUUACAUGGACAGUGUGUAGUAGAUGAGAGCAUGUUGACUGGAGAGUCAGUUCCUUUAAUGAAGGAAGCAGUAGUAUCAGAGGACGGGAGUUGCUGUUACCAAGGCAACCUUGAUUUAGAUGCACACAGUAGGCUACAUGUAGUAUUUGGGGGCACUAAAGUCAUACAACACACAGCAGCAACCAACAAACAAUUCUUAAAAUCACCGGAUGGAGGGAGUCUGGCGUACGUUUUGAGAACUGGUUUCAACACUGCUCAGGGUAAACUGCUGCGUACUAUAAUGUACAGUGUCCAGCGAGUCACUGCUAACAACUUUGAGACCUUUAUGUUCAUACUCUUCCUCCUUCAGUUUGCUAUUGCAGCUAGUGCUUACGUAUGGAUUGAAGGAUCUAAAGAUCCAGACCGUAACCGGUACAAACUAUUCCUGGAAUGUACCCUGAUUUUAACAAGCGUAGUUCCACCUGAACUACCAAUAGAGCUUUCUCUUGCUGUUAACAGUUCCCUUCUCAGUCUCAUCAAAAUGGGUAUUUACUGUACAGAGCCGUUUAGAAUACCAUUCGCUGGGAAAGUGCACGUGUGUUGUUUUGAUAAGACCGGAACAUUAACCUCCGAUAAACUUGAACUAACAGGAGUUUGUGGGUUGUCAGACAAAUCUGACUUAAUGCAAAUAAAUGAAGUUCCCAUAGAAACAUGCCAAGUGCUAGCCACAUGUCACUCCCUAAUGCAUGUUGAAGAUAAACUGAUAGGGGACCCAAUAGAGAAGGCUACUUUAUCAGUGCUCCCCUGGACUCUGACUAAAGGGGACGUGGUCAUGUGCAGGUCUCUCAAACAGAGCCUCAAAAUUCAGAAGAGGUUCCAUUUUAAUAGUACUCUCAAACGGAUGAGUGUAAUAGUUAGCAAGCAGGAUGCGGCUUACAACUGCGAGUACUUCAUCAUGACAAAAGGAGCCCCUGAAGUUAUCAGAAAUAUGUUGAAGGAGGUACCAGUAAACUACGAUUCUACACACAAACAGUACACUCUACAAGGGGGCAGAGUAAUUGCUUUAGCCAGGAAGUCGCUUGGAAAAGAAGUCACAGUAAGGGAUGUUCUGAGAGAGGAGGCUGAAAACGAUUUGGAAUUCUGCGGAUUUGUGGUAUUCUCCACUCCAUUAAAGAAAGAGUCGAAGUCUGCCGUGGCAAUGCUGAAAGAAUCGUCCCACUACGUUGUUAUGAUAACAGGAGACAGUCCACUGACAGCUUGUUAUGUGGCUAACCAACUUCGGAUCACUAAAAAGAUAUUGAUUCUAACUGAUCACGAGGAUGGGUGGAGAUGGGAGACCCCUGAUGGUGCUGUAACUUUUCCACUCCACCAAGAAGACAAAUCUUAUUCUCUUUGUCUAACAGGCCCGGGCAUGAAUUUCUGCGUGAAUACUCCUGCAACUAAGAAAAGGUCGCUAUUUGAUGAAAUAGUUACUCGUGUGCUAGUGUUUGCUCGGGUUACUCCCAAGCAAAAGGAGGAAGUUAUCACUACUCUUAAAUCUCAAGGAUUAGUAACAGUGAUGUGCGGUGACGGAACGAAUGAUGUAGGAGCUCUGAAACACGCUGAUGUUGGGGUGGCUAUCAUUUCCAAUGCUCCUGAGGUAAGGCCAGAGAAAAAGGUAUUACAAGAGAAGCAAAGCAUGAAGACAACAAUAAUGCAGCAAUUAGCUCAGGCCAAAGGAGAUCGAAAGAGUUCUGUGUUGGAGAGACAGAAGAUGUUGGAGGAGAAGUUGAAGGAAUUGCAAGCAGAAGAGGAUACUUUAGUGAAAUUGGGGGAUGCGAGUAUCGCCUCCCCAUUCACUAGCAAGUACAGCAGUGUCAAGUGUAUCUGUAAUAUCAUCAGACAGGGACGGUGUACCUUGGUUACAACAUUACAAAUGUUUAAGAUUCUGGCACUGAACGCUCUGAUAAUAGCUUACUGUCAAUCUGCCUUAUACCUUGAUGGAGUAAAGUUCAGUGAUGGACAAGCGACACUACAAGGGUUACUAUUAGCGGGUUGUUUCCUCUUCAUCUCCCGAUCUAAACCUCUAGACAAACUGUCCAAGGCCCGUCCUCACGCCAAUAUAUUCAACACCUACACUAUCCUCACAGUGGUGCUGCAGUUCUGUGUUCAUCUCUACACUAUAAUCCGGCUUGUUGACAAAUGCCACGAGUUGGAGCCGCGCAGACCUAGCAUUGAUCUGGAGGCUGAGUUCGCUCCUUCUCUACUCAACUCCAUAGUCUACAUAGUGUCAGUCACCUUGCAGCUCAAUACAUUUGUAAUCAACUACAGAGGACACCCCUACAUGGAGUCUCUGAGAGAGAACAAACCCCUCUGCUACUCAUCCGUCUUCACUGCUACUUUCAUGGCAAUCCUAACAUUUGGCAUCGCGCCAGAAAUAAACAAAGAAUUCUCCCUCCUGGUCCUUCCCGAUCCUAUACAGAACGAAGUGUUUAUCGCUCUUCUUCUGGACUCUGUGCUUACAUUCCUUAUAGAUAGAGUUCUCCUUUUUAUAUGCGGAGAUGCUAAACUUAAACCCCUUUACUAAUAUAUUACCCGCUUAGUGUUUCUAAACCCACUUAGUUUUACUAAACCAAUACUGACCAUGUCUGCAGCUUUUCGCCUUCUUUUCCCCAGAUUUGUUUGCGUAACUAUUGGUUUUUAUUUUCAUCGCUUUACUUUGGGUUUUUAGCCGAUAUAUAAAUUAUUCCAGUUAUCUCGGUGAUAAUGUUGAUGAAGUUUUUGUGGGUCUAUAAUUAUUAAUACUAGUUCAAUGGUAAUAAGUAGUUCAUUAGUGAUCGGACUUUAGUGAUUCUGCGUAGUUAGCAUAGUCAGUAAUGACCCUACAUUACAGUAACUGUAGUAGUAACUAGUAACCCUACAUUAAAGUAAAGAACAUCGUAGAUUUACCUCAUUUAGAAGUACAACCAGACAUGUACAUCACUAAUAAAAUCUAUUUCAGUUGAUUAAUCUUACGUUCAAUUUCUUGUUAUUUGUUUCUAGGAUUCGUUAUGUUAAAUUCUGGUUCUUCACUUUAUUUAGUUUAAAUCAAUUCUUUGGA